This is a messenger RNA of Prorocentrum cordatum, 3024 nucleotides long. Lineage: Eukaryota; Dinophyceae; Prorocentrales; Prorocentraceae. The record is from the annotation of a GenBank genome assembly.
AUGUCCACCACUAACUCGCCGUCCGAGCUGUUCGUAUCUACGGACACGGGCCCGUGCCAGAUCAAAAAGGGUAUUGCCGUCAAAACCAUCAAGCGCGUGGUUUCGGAAGCUUACCUGUCCGCGAUAUUCUUUGUCGACCGCCGCGCAGGAGUUGUAUCAAGCCAGUGGAAGCCGCUCAUCCGCGUCGCAUCCAAGCCCGAGAUCAGUCUCCCGACGCUGGAGUGGGAGAACACCAAUGUCGUGUCCCUGGGCUUCAACCGCAGCGAAUUGGAGCCUAGGGAGCUGUUUAGACACCCCAUGUUUGCGCAGUUCGUCCAGCAGCGCGACGUUGCCGGCCUCGCCCCGCCCCUGAAGCUCGAGCUCUGCAAAACGGUGCUUCGAGAAGCGAUGCCGGGCGCGCUGCAGUUUCAGGGCGCGGAGCGGGAGAUGAGGCUGACGUCGGGUCGGACGCAAGCCUCGCCCUCCGAGCCCACCCGUGCGACGCUCAGGAUGCGUCUGCGAAGGCGCGUUCGCAGCGGCGGUUUGUGGCCACCUUUCGACCGGCGCCUGCAACUCGUAGGGGCGCGCGUGGCUGGCGCCAUCCUGACCUCCCAGGCCUUCCGCAGCCACGGCCAUGAGCGUAUUCCAGAACCCUUGAAGCUCUUUGUGGUGACGCUCUACACUGAUGCGCUGUGCUACGGCGCCUUCGCGUCGCCCAUGGCGUUCCUCUUCUUCCAGGGGCGCGGCGUCAUUCAAGGGCGCCCGGCGUCUGGCGCGCAGUUGGCGGUGGCGACUGGCGGCUUCUACCAGGGCACGGAUUGUCUCCAGUGUGCCGCCAUUCGUGGGCUGGAGCUGGCGGCGCUGCGGCAGGCGGUCCUCUCGGCGGUCCCGAGCUGCCCCCUUGUCUCGCUGGCGUGCCCGCCUGCGAACUGCCCCUGCCCCGCGGCCUCCUGCCCGGUGCCCGCGCGCGCGGCGCCGCUGGUCAACCUGGCCCGCCCUCCGCUCGAGGGCUACGCGGGCCUCGACUCGGAGCGGUUCGAUGCCGAGAAGGGCUCGUUCUGCGGGCUGCUGGGCGCGGUCGCGGGCGCGGCUGCCACCGGCCUCGGGUGCGAUCUCCCUGGGGCCCCGCUGUUCCACGAGAGGUUGGUCACGGGUUUGAGCCUCCUCGUGGCCCCUGGCCCAGUGGCCGCUCUGACGGCGGAUGGCGACCGCUGCGCCGAGGGCGCGCGCUGCGAUGACGCGGCCGACGCGCGCUGGUCUGGCGCUCGGGGAGCCGCGCCCACAGCGGGCCCGCAGCAGGUGGGCCGCUUCAGGCGGCUGCCCACCGCGGCAGAACUCGAGCAGCUCAAGCGCGGCGGUGCCUUCAUGGUCGGCGGCGCCGCGCCCGCUUCUCCCGGGGCUGCUGGGGCUGGAGCCGCGGGCGCAGCGGCUGCCCCAGCUGGCGCUGCGCCUGCGCGGCAGGGUGGCGAGGCUGGAGUGGUGGCCCGCGCGGGUCGGCUCCCAGACGGAGAUCGCUCGAUUCACAAGCAUGGGGCUAUCUGCAGGGUAUUGGACUCGAUGAUCAGCGUGGACCAGCUCAGCGCACCCGCGCUUCAGAGCGCCGAGCUGCUGUGCCGCUACUUGCAGCUCAUCGAGGAUGCUCGCGCGGUCUCGCCCUCGGCCCCCGUCUACUUGGCGGCCGACGAGUGCGUGGGCUGGUCGGCGCGCCGCGGUGGGUCCGCGGUGGCUCCGCAGCUGCAGGAGCACGUCGCCGCCAACCUGCGCGACAAGGCCGCGGGGUUCAAGGGGGCCGGGAAGGCGAAGGAGGAGCUGAAGCUGCGCCGUGGCCCCAUCGGCGGCGGCAAGGGCGGCCCCGCCUACUCGGGGGGGCCGGGGUCGCGGUGGCCCCGCGCCGCGGGAGCUGGCCGACCCGCGGCUGCCAUCAUGCCGAAGACGGACGCGUCGCACGAUGCUCGCUGUCCGAUGCAGAGAGCCUUCCUUCCGCUCCAGGCAGCGACAGAUCGCCGGCGCGAUCUCAUCCCGUUGCCAUGCAGUCAGCCGACGCCGCCAUCGCAGGGGCCAGUCUCAAUUUCUACGCAACAGUUCGCCAAUGAUGCGGUUGCAGGUCUCGACUCCCGCGUGAGCAGCACGGGCAAACCACGUCGGAUCAGCGCCUCGCAGCUGCCGCAAUUGCGCACCAGGUCAAGACGGCCCCAUUCGUCUGCCAUCUCUUACUCGCGCCGUGGAGCCGCUAAGGAGUUCCUGGCCAGCAGCCUGUCCUACGCCGGGGGCGAGGCACCGAGCCCCGUGGUGAAGUGCGUCAGAUCCCGAGUAGACAUCCCAGAUGUGGAUGCAGCCGCCCCCGCGGUCGAUUCGGCGCUCGACCCGAUCGGGAGGGGUUGCGCGCUGGGCUACGAGAGCAGGAUGAUGAAGGCACCUGACGAGCAGUCAAGGGCCCUCGACUCGGAGCCGCCCGUCACUCCGCACAUGGAUGAGGUUUUGAAGUCGGACCCCUGCGCCUACCACCUGCUCAUCGCUGACCCGGUGAAGGCGAACAUGCUGGGGUUCACCUACCGCCCCAAGGACUUGGCGACGCCCUUCUUCGUCGCAAAGAAGAGCAGAGCCCAGAGGCUGGUCUGGGACGCGCGAGUGCCGAACAGGAGGUUCCGCGUGCCACCGCCCGUGUCUAUGGGGGCGUCUGCGGCGCGCGGGCGUGUCCAGCUACCUGGCGACCGCGAUGGCGCGGUAGCUUGCGCCGCGAAGCUUUACUGCGCGCAGGCCGACGUCAAGAACUACGUCUACACUCUAGGGCUGCCGACUGAGAUCGGGCUCUUCUUCUCGCUGCCACCCGUCUCCCAGGUGACUGGCGCCUUCGCCAGCCUCGGCCGCUUCAUCGACCGCGCCAGCCGCCGCGUCUGCUGUCGCCUUGAGCGCCCGGGCGUCUUGGACGACUCGCAGCAGGAAGCCCUCGACGCAUUUAGCGACGUCGCCAUGGGCAGGCCCCCUGCGAUCUCCGACAAGGACCUCCAGGACGACCGCUGGGAGCUCAACCCCGACUUUAUUUAG